CAGAUGGGGAAAUCACAUAGGGGAGAGCUAGAAUAGGAGGUGCAGGUGGGGAGACUUGGUGGACGUUGGGAGAUCCCACCGUCCAUGAGAUUCUCUGGCUGGCACACCAGAGGGCAGUGGUGUCUGAUGCUACUAGGGCAGGGAGUGGAGGAGAGGCUCCUUCAGCUGGAGGACAGGAUGCAGUCGAGCCAGGCCACAGCGCUGCUCACGCUCUGCCUGUGGGCGCUUUGCCAUCCAGCGCUGGGCACCGAGGGCAAGAGAAAGCUGCAGAUUGGCGUCAAGAAGCGGGUGGAGAACUGUCCCAUCAAAUCCCGCAAGGGAGAUGUGCUGCACAUGCAUUACACCGGCAAGCUAGAAGAUGGGACCGAGUUUGACAGCAGCAUCCCACGUGACCAGCCCUUCAUCUUCUCGCUGGGGACGGGCCAAGUCAUCAAAGGCUGGGACCAAGGCCUGCUUGGGAUGUGUGAGGGUGAGAAGAGGAAACUGGUGAUUCCCUCUGAGCUGGGCUACGGGGACCGAGGGGCUCCACCCAAGAUCCCAGGUGGCGCAACACUGAUCUUCGAGGUGGAGCUGCUGAAGAUUGAGCGACGACCGGAGCUGUAGGCAGGCUGUGGGUGGGGGGAGGUCUGGGGGGCCUUGGCUUGGUGGGAAAAGGGUGGUGUGUGCACAUGGUCACACGGGGGGCAGAGGGGUGUUUAAAAAAAAAUCCUGGAAGAUCAAAAAUAAAAGCACAGACUG
This is a messenger RNA of Mauremys reevesii (Reeves's turtle), 738 nucleotides long. RefSeq names its product FKBP prolyl isomerase 2 (gene FKBP2). Lineage: Eukaryota; Metazoa; Chordata; Testudines; Geoemydidae. The record is from RefSeq and is a predicted model, not a curated record. The transcript has 6 exons. Gene Ontology annotation, molecular function: peptidyl-prolyl cis-trans isomerase activity. Gene Ontology annotation, biological process: protein peptidyl-prolyl isomerization. Bases 85 to 603 code for a protein of 172 amino acids.